AUGUCUUCACCGUAUCCGAACCAGGCGCCGCCAUCACCGCCAGAGAGCCCCUCUGAAGCCACCGUCCAAGUCUACGCUCUUUCGGCUGGUCAUUUCUCGCUUCCGGAGCGUUUCUUUGUACAUCCAGCCUCGCAGACCGCCCGGAGAAUCGUUCCCUCUUUGUCUUUCCUGAUAAUCCAUCAAGAUCAAGAGACGGGCCAAACAACACGCAUAGUUUUCGACCUAGGUCUCCGUCGCGACACCAAUCGAUACUCACCACCGAUUCGGAAACAUGUCGAGACGAGACAGCCCAUGACAACACUUCCCGAUGUGACUGCCAGUCUCGCUGCGGGCGGACUGACACCCGACGACAUUCAUUAUGUCAUCUACUCACAUGUCCAUUGGGAUCAUGUGGGGGAACCUCGCGACUUCACCAAAAGUACAUUUGUGAUCGGGAGCGGUGCGAAUGCUUUGCUACAAGGUCAUGGGUCAUUACGAGGAAGUCACUCAUUCUUCGAAUCCGAUUUGCUACCCGCUGAAAGAACAAUUGAGCUUUCCAAUCCCUACGAGGAUAUAGAGGAAGAAACCAAGAAACAAAGCUUAGAUUCCUACGGUCCAGACUUUAUCCAAGAAUGGAGGGCUUACGGGAACUUACCUCGAGUCCUCGACAUAUUCCGUGACGGCAGUCUCCUCAUCGUUGAUGCCCCAGGUCAUCUUCCCGGCCACAUUAACCUGCUGGCACGGACUGGCCCUACAAGCAGCGUCUACUUGGCUGGAGAUGCGUGCCAUGAUAGGCGGAUUAUGAGGAACGAAAGACAGAUCGGGGAGUGGCUUGACGAACAUGGACAUAUAUGUUGUAUCCACGCGGACAAGAAACUGGCGGAGCAAACCAUUGAACGGAUCCAAACUCUGGAGUCGAAUGGAGUCGAGGUGAUCUUUGCGCACGAUUUUGAGCUUGAGCAAUGGGAUGAAUCCUGGGAGAGCAUCGCAAAGCUCGGCCUGGAGUUGUUCGAAGCCAGCGUCAACCUCAUCGCCGUACCAAAGAAGAAGAAAUAUCUGUCUCCCAAGAUCCAGGAACUCAUGUGGAUCGCUGUUGAUGCUGCUUCAACUCAUCUCUACGUUCCCGGGAUUUGCAAACAUAUUGAUGCCGCCUUCAAAGAGGGGGCAACUCCAGCUGAGAUAAUUGAGGUGAUUGAAAAGACGGAGGAGGGCAUAUAUGACACACACGAUACUGUCGGCAAACCUUUUGAUGAGAAGCGAGAGAAGUUGAAAGCAGACUUUACGAAGAACAGAGGGUGCUGGCAUCCUUUCUGCGAGGAUUUCCUAGCGCUGGAUCCGGAAUUCUUUCAGGAGUAUUUGAAUUUCUCAUCUGUACCCCAGCUGAAGGAUGUAGACAGCUCGGGUAAAGGGUGUGGCGGGUUGGAGCCCAAGGUAAAAGAGUCCGUAUACUGCGCGUUCGAUGCUGCCGCUACCCACCUUUAUGUCCCAGGAUUAAAGUUGCACAUGAAAAAGGUCCUGAAGUAUGGCGGAACACUGGAAGAAAUCAUGGAGAUUUUGGAAAUUGCAACUCAGCCCAGUCUGCAUACGUCGAAUUGUCGGUGCGCCCAUCCUGGCAGAACGAUUGGACAAAUCAUGACCAGGAUGAGCGAGGGCCGCCAACAGAGUCGCACUAAGCUGAUUCCACUUCUACGCUCUCAAGACGAGCUUCGGCAGACAGCCCUAAGCGACCAUCGCUCAGUCGCCAACCUUCUCCAACGACCUGUCCAGCAGGUAAAUGCCGAUUGGAGAAACCCCAAUCUCCGCAUCCUUCAUGGCAUGGACGCUGCGGUUACAUCGACCGUUGGCAGCUAG
This is a messenger RNA of Cladophialophora bantiana CBS 173.52, 1830 nucleotides long. RefSeq lists its product as uncharacterized. Bases 1 to 1830 code for a protein of 609 amino acids. NCBI's taxonomy places the organism in Eukaryota, Fungi, Ascomycota, Eurotiomycetes, Chaetothyriales, Herpotrichiellaceae. The record is from RefSeq and is a predicted model, not a curated record. The transcript has 6 exons.